UCUGCCCGGCUCCUCAGCACCCAUAGUUCAAGCUGCUUCCCCGCAGACUCAAGAGAAAAUGAUCUCAUGGCGCCAGCCGAACACGAUGAGCUCGACUUUUACCCGGCAUUUUGCUUCAAGGCGUCCCCUACCCACUUCGCCUGGGUAAAGAUGAUGGCAACGGACGUGCAUCGGCUCAAGAGACGGUCGGAGUUCGGAGACCAAUCCGUUUUCUUCUACCAAAACCACCCCAUCCGCUUCGUCUCAGUAGCAGGCAUCAUCAUCGCAAGGACGGAAUACCAGCGCCUCACCAUCCUGACUCUCGACGACAGCAGCGGCGCCACCGUCGACAUAGUCGUCCAUAAAGCCGAGACACCUGCACCAGACUCCUCUGUCUCGGCGCCAGGGCAACCACCACCAUCCGCCCGGCCCAAUGGCUCAUCCAUCCAGUCUCAGUGGGCAACGACCCAUGUCGCGGCCACCGACCGCGUCUCGGCCGUGAACAUCGCGUCGCUGGUCCCCGGCUCCGUGGCCCAGAUUAAAGGCACCUUGUCGACGUAUCGGUCCAGGGUGCAACUGCAGCUGGAGCGCAUGUUUCUAGUCCGGGAUACGAGCGCCGAAAUGCGCUUUCUGGAUCAGUGCUGUCGGUUUCUGGUCGAGGUGCUUGCUGUCCCGUGGAGGUUGACGGGAGAGGAGAUCGCGCAGUUGCGGGCCGAGGCGGAUGACGAGGAAGGCAAGAUUGAGGAGGAGCAGGCGCGGAUGAAGAAGAGGCAGAGGAAACGCCUCGAGCGGGAGGAGAAAGACCAGCGACGGAUUCAGAAGCUUUGGGAGCACGAGGAAAGGAAUAGGGAGAAGGAAGCUAGCGUAUGCAAGGAUGCUGGAGUAAAAGUCAUGCGUGAGAUUCAAAUGAGACGUAAGAGUUGAUUGAUGAUGCUUGAGAAUUAUUAAUGUCUUAUUAGGUUUGAGGUGCCAUUGCUGUUAGAUCCCAAUUAUAUAUGACGGAAGGCCCAAGAACUGAAAACAACAAUAAGAAUAAAAGGAAAAGUACUCCAAUUUCAAAACAAAUUGUAU
Molecule: messenger RNA, 1050 nt
Organism: Aspergillus steynii IBT 23096
Lineage: Eukaryota; Fungi; Ascomycota; Eurotiomycetes; Eurotiales; Aspergillaceae
Product: OB-fold domain-containing protein
Exons: 2
Coding region: 67-903 (278 amino acids)
Source: RefSeq, a predicted model, not a curated record